Erinaceus europaeus (western European hedgehog) is the source of this 1128-nucleotide messenger RNA. RefSeq names its product olfactory receptor 2AT4-like. Gene Ontology annotation, biological process: G protein-coupled receptor signaling pathway. Gene Ontology annotation, cellular component: membrane. Gene Ontology annotation, molecular function: G protein-coupled receptor activity; olfactory receptor activity. The coding region runs from base 163 to 1128 and encodes 321 amino acids. The transcript is spliced from 2 exons. The record is from RefSeq and is a predicted model, not a curated record. Lineage: Eukaryota; Metazoa; Chordata; Mammalia; Eulipotyphla; Erinaceidae.
AGGGUAAAGCACUGCAUUCAAGAACUGCCAUGAGGCCAUAACUAGAUUCUGUAGGCUUGUGCCAAAUGACUGUCAUCAAGAUUCUGGUGCUGACAGUGGGCAAGUUUUGAUGUGUCCUGAUGUUUCCAAUGAUUUUAUGUAGACAUACAGCUAUAGCUCACUAUGGAAGCCACAGCUUGUAAUGGAUCAGAGAAUUCUUUACCUGUCUUCUACCUGGUAGGCAUUCCCUCUCUGCCCGAACCCCUCUUCCUGCUUGUCUUCUUCAUUUUCCUCUUCCUCUACCUGCUUAUCCUGGUGGGGAAUGUCCUGAUCCUGGUGGCUGUGGUGGCAGAGCCCAGCCUCCACAAGCCCAUGUACUUCUUCCUGGUCAACCUCUCAGCCCUGGACAUCCUCUUCACUACAUCCACUGUCCCCAAGAUGCUGUCCCUACUCUUGCUUGGAGACCGCUUCCUCAGUUUCCCUGCCUGCUUCCUGCAGAUGUACCUCUUCCACAGCUUCUCCUGCUCAGAAGCCUUCAUCCUGGUGGUCAUGGCCUAUGACCGCUAUGUGGCUAUCUGCCGUCCACUGCACUACCCUGUCCACAUGACCCCAAUGAUCAAUGCUGCCCUGGCAGCCAGUGCCUGGCUCACUGCCCUCAUCCUGCCCAUCCCUGCUGUGGUGCAGACCUCACACAUGGCUUUUGACAGCACUGUUCCCAUCUAUAAUUGCUUCUGUGACCAUCUGGCUGUGGUCCAAGCCUCCUGCUCUGAAACCACACCCCAGACCCUCAUGGGCUUCUGCAUUGCCAUGGUGGUGUCCUUUCUGCCCCUUCUCCUGGUGCUUCUCUCCUAUGCCCACAUCCUGGCCUCAGUGCUUCGCAUCAACUCUAGAGAAGGACGUUCAAAAGCCUUCUCUACCUGUAGCUCCCACCUUCUUGUGGUUGGCUCCUACUACUCCUCCAUUGCCAUUGCCUAUGUGGCCUACAGGGCUGACCUGCCCCUUGACUUCCACAUCAUGGGCAACAUGGUGUUUGCUAUUCUCACACCUGUCCUCAACCCUCUCAUCUACACGCUGAGGAACAAGGAUGUCAAAGCAGCUAUCACCAAGAUGGCAUGUCUGCAAGACCCAAGGCAUUCUGGGGGAACUUGA